This is a messenger RNA of Andrographis paniculata, 4172 nucleotides long. Its product is annotated as trafficking protein particle complex II-specific subunit 130 homolog. Gene Ontology annotation, biological process: early endosome to Golgi transport; intra-Golgi vesicle-mediated transport. NCBI's taxonomy places the organism in Eukaryota, Viridiplantae, Streptophyta, Magnoliopsida, Lamiales, Acanthaceae. Bases 180 to 3944 code for a protein of 1254 amino acids. The record is from RefSeq and is a predicted model, not a curated record. The transcript is spliced from 21 exons. Gene Ontology annotation, cellular component: TRAPPII protein complex.
AAAUCCAUCAAUCGGUCGAUCCAUCGCGGAAUUCCUCUUCGAAGUUGGAGCAGAUGGCGAGCAGUGAAUAGUGAUGACUCUUCUUGAUCAGUUGCAAGUUACUUGAGCUACUAUUGCAUUGUGGAUUCGUCAAUCUCACUCUCCAUUAAUGGACUUAGGGUCUCCAUAGAUCGGGGAAAAUGGCGACUUUUCUGCCUCAGUUUCAGAGCAUCAAGACGGCCUUCGAUCACGUCGUUCUUGCUGUGGAAGAUGUGAGCGAUCUGUGGCCCACUGUGAAGAAGGAGUUUCAAGAGAGGCUUCCAUUCAAAAGGGUUUUCCUAAACAACAAGACCCACAACUCUGUGCUUGUGAAUGAAUUACCUGCCGAGUAUAUACUGACAACAGAUUCCCGACUUCGUAGUCGGUUCCCUCAAGAGCAAUCAUUAUUUUGGUUUAGAGAGCCAUAUGCAACCAUUGUGCUUGUUACCUGUGAGGAUCUUGAUGAGUUCAAGAACAUUCUGAAGCCACGCCUCAAGCACAUAGUUCAAAAUGAUGAAAAGGAAUGGUUUAUUGUUUUUGUGUCUAAAGCACCGGCGCACAGUGAUCAGGCUACUAAGAUGGCGAAAAAAGUAUAUGCGAAACUCGAGGUUGAUUUUAACACUAAGAAGAGGGAAAGGUGCUGCAAAUUUGAUUUGUAUGGACCCGAAUCACAUUUUUGGGAAGAUUUGGAGGGAAAAAUUAUGGAGUGCAUUAGAAAUACACUUGACCGGCGCAUUCAGUUUUAUGAAGAGGAAAUUCGCAAGCUCAGUGAACAGAGAUUCAUGCCAAUUUGGAACUUCUGCAAUUUUUUCAUCCUAAAGGAAAGUUUGGCCUUCAUGUUUGAGAUUGCUCAUCUCCAUGAAGAUGCUUUGCGUGAAUAUGAUGAGCUUGAACUCUGUUAUUUGGAAACAGUUAAUAUGAUAGGAAGACAAAGGGACUUUGGUGGACUGGAGCGAGGGGAUGAUCAGGCUAUGCUGCUUGACACUGGGAGAAAAGCAUUGACUCAGAUUGUUCAAGAUGAUUCAUUUAGGGAGUUUGAAUUUAGGCAAUAUCUAUUUGCCUGCCAAGCAAAGCUUCUCUUCAAACUCAACCGUCCAUAUGAAGUUGCAUCAAGGGGUUAUUCAUUCAUAAUUAGCUUCUCCAAGGCACUAGCACAGCAUGAGAGUAUAUUGCCAUUUUGUAUGCGUGAAAUCUGGGUUAUAACAGCCUGCUCUGCACUAGCAAGUGCAUCUGCUUCUCACUAUGAAGAUGGAUUAGCACCACUUGAUGUUGAAAAGGAAUUUUUCCGUGUUCAAGGCGAGCUGUAUGCCUUAUGCCGGACUAAGUUUAUGCGGCUGGGGUACUUGAUUGGCUAUGGAUCAGAUAUAGAAAGGAGUCCUGUCAACAGUGCUUCACUCAGCAUGCUGCCGUGGCCUAAGCCAGCAGUUUGGCCAUCACUUCCACCCGAUGCUUCAUCUGAGGUGCUUGCAAAAGAAAAGAUGAUUCUCCAAGAAUCUCCACGGCCUAAGCAUUUUGGCAUCCAGAGGAAGCCGCUGCCUCUUGAACCCUCUGUUCUGUUGCGUGAGGCUAAUCGCCGUCGAGCUUCUCUGUCAGCUGGAAAUAUGUUUGAAUUGAUUGAAGGCCGUCCUAAUUCCAAUGAUAGUUCAGGACCACAAUCUUCAAUGCCUAAAGCUAGUACAUUAUCCAUGUCAAGGACGUUCUCUUCACCUGGGAAUUUUGAGGGUUCAAUUGAUCGUCCUAUGAGACUAGCAGAAAUUUAUGUUGCUGCUGAGCAUGCUUUAAAGGCUUCAGUUUCUGAUGCUACAUUGUGGAACUCUUUGUCGUCUGUUGAGGAAUUCGAGAAGCGAUAUCUAGAUCUAUCAAAGGGUGCUGCAAACAACUACCACCGUUCUUGGUGGAAGAGGCAUGGAGUUGUCCUUGAUGGUGAAAUUGCUUCUGUUUAUCACAAGCAUGAAAAUUAUGAUGUAGCUGCUAAUUUGUAUGAGAAAGUUUGUGCUCUUUAUGCGGGUGAGGGAUGGGAGCACCUACUGGCUGAAGUUCUUCCAAAUUUAGCAGAAUGUCAGAAGAUUCUCAGUGACCAAGCCGGCUAUCUAUCUUCCUGUGUGAGAUUAUUGUCGUUAGACAAAUCAUUGUUCCUAACCAAGGAACGACAAGCAUUUCAAUCUGAAGUUGUCCGUCUUGCUCAUAGUGAAAUGGAGCAUCCUGUGCCCCUAGAUGUAUCAUCCUUAAUAACAUUUUCUGGCAGUCAGGGACCUCCCCUAGAGCUUUGCGAUGGGGACCCUGGCACACUUUCUGUUACUCUAUGGAGUGGGUUUCCAGAUGAUAUAACGCUCGAAUCUCUUAGUGUUACGCUGACCGCCACAAAUAAUACUGAUGAAGGUGCUAAGGCAAUAAAGAGGUCAGAACCUGUUGUACUAAGUCCUGGAAGGAAUAAUAUCGCCCUUUCUUUGCCUCCACAAAAACCAGGCUCCUAUGUUUUAGGGGUCCUCACAGGACAAAUUGGUCAGUUGAGAUUUAGAUCUCACAGUUUUUCGAAAGGUGGCCCUGCUGAUACUGAUGAUUUCAUGAGUUAUGAAAAACCUACACGCCCUAUUUUGAAGGUAGCAGAACCAAGGCCACUGGUUGAUCUUGCUGCUGCUGUUUCAUCUGGAUUGCUAAUGAAUGAAUCGCAGUGGGUUGGAGUAAUUGUUAGACCAAUUGACUACUCUCUUAAAGGGGCUGUACUGCACGUUGAUACUGGCCCUGGCUUGAGUAUUGAGAGCACACAUGGGAUUGAAAUUGAGAAGCAUGAGGUUGAGCCACAAAGCAAGGCCAGUUUUGAUAAUCAACCGAACGAUGGUUCUGCAUUGGGUGAUGAAAUUAAGCAAUUGAGUCUUGAAGAUAGUAAGAUCAAGUUACCUGACUGGACAAGCAAUAUUACUUCUGUUUUAUGGAUACCGUUACGGGCUGCCAGUGAUGGGCUACCAAAAGGGACUCCUGCAGGUACCGCUGUUUCUCAGAGGCAGAAUAUCGUCGAUGGUUUGAGGACUAUUGCUCUGAAACUUGAUUUUGGAGUUUCUCAUAAUCAGACAUUUGAAAAGACAAUUGCUGUGCAUUUUACUGAUCCUUUGCAUGUGAGUACAAGUCUUGCAGACAAAUGCAGUGACGGUAACUUGCUUUUGCAGGUAAUUCUGCAAUCACAAGUGAAAGCUUCACUAGUCAUCCAUGAUGCUUGGCUGGAUCUUCAAGACGGCUUAUCUCAUGCUGGAAAAGGUGAUGGGAGGCCAGCCUCUAAUUUCUUUCCGCUAACCGUCUCUCCUAAAUCAAGAGCUGGAAUUUUGUUUAGCAUCUGUUUAUCAGAAGUGCCUACGACAGGCGAAGCAUCAGAGUUGCAUCCAGAUAAUAUAUUGCAUAUAAGAUAUUCAAUUUCGGGCAGUAGAAAACUUGGAGCUCAUGGCCCUAUAGCCGAGGAACUUACAGCGUCCAAUGAUAAUAAGACGGCAUGUUUGACCUUUAGGAGUGUUCUUGCUUUAAAAAGACCAGUCCUCGAUCCUUUCCUUGCAGUGGGAUUCCUUUCUCUCCCAUCGACUGGUCUCCGAGUCGGCCAGUUCGUGACCAUGAAAUGGAGAGUCGAAAGAUUGAAAGACUCCGAGGAGAAUGAGCCUUCCGACUACCUUGAUGAGGUGCUAUACGAAAUUAAAGUCAAUUCCGAGAACUGGAUGAUUGCUGGAAGGAAAAGAGGAUAUGUUUCACUCUCCAAAAAGCAAGGGUCGAGGAUAGUGAUCUCCAUUCUAUGCUUGCCUCUGGUCGCUGGAUAUGUCCGUCCCCCUCAACUAGGCUUGCCAAAUGUCGGAGAUGCAAACAUAAGUUGUAAUCCACCCGGGCCUCAUCUGGUAUGCAUCAUGCCCCCCACCCUCAGCUCUUCGUACUGUAUACCUGCCACCUGAUCUCUCUCGUUGCUAGCGCGCAUUGAAGAAUUACUCUCGGGUUAGUUUUCUUCUUUAAAUGCAUUGCCUUGCUCUUGUUUUUUAUUUUAACCUCAAAUUUUGUAGGAUUCCCCACCCCCACCCCCCAUUUAUCUGUGUUCUAGUUUCUGGGAUUCAAUAGUGUUCGGUUUUAAGAAUAUAUAUAUAUAUAUAUGUAUGUAAUAGUUUGUGUUUAUGUUGUGGUUCUUG